UGGCCCAACCUUCACCUCAGCAGAUCCAGAACUCUCCUUCAUUCUGACUUGACGGUGACCCCCACCCCACCCAACCACCCUCCCAGUCCUCGGAGCUCACACCCUAUAAAAGCUGGCAGAGCUGCCAAAGUAGAAAGAGAAUCUCAGAGGUGCCCUCUCUGUGCUCAUUCCCCAGCAUGAAGGUUUCCACGGUGCUUUUAUGCCUGCUGCUCACAGCUGCUGCUUUCAGCACCCAGGUGCUCACUCAGCCAGAUGCAGUCAAUAUCCUAUCCACGUGCUGUUUCAUCUUUACCAAUAAGAAGAUCCCCUUGAAAAGGCUGGAGAGCUACCGAAUCACCAGCAGCCAGUGUCACCAGGAAGCUGUCAUUUUCAGGACUAAACUGGCCAAGGAGAUCUGUGCUGAUCCCAAACAGAAGUGGGUCCAGAAUUACAUGAAACACCUGAGCCAAAAACCGCACACCCUGAAGAUGUGAAGUCUUUCAGCUGCUUGCAUCAAGCCAACCUGGGAUACACACACACACACACACACACACACACACACACAUAAAAAAAGACUGUUCUCUGUUGUGCUUCCCUUCUAUAGCUGGAACUAAUUCUACCAUAAUUUCCAAAAAAGGAUAUUUUCUGUUUUGUUAUGGCAAACACACAAUGUCUUAAGUAAUAUUUAAUAUUAUUUGAAUUGCUGCUGGUUUGAAAUGUCUGAGUAUUGGUGAUUUUUCUCAAGUUAUAGGUUUGGGCCAUUUGGAUUCUAUAAUUCCCAACUCCUUCUCUUGUGAGUGGGGAGCAGUGGUCUCUUUCCUGCACUCUUCCUCAAGGGUUGUGAGCAUGCCUACAAGAAUCCUUGAGAUGAAAGGCUUGUACAGUGCAGGGGUAAGAGAACCUUGUGAAUACAAACUUGCUAAAUGCAUUAUUAUGGGGAAAAUGAAUGUAACUUGUCAGAUUACUGACUUUCUGCUAAAAAUACACUUUUUUUUUGGUUUAAA
Messenger RNA from Erinaceus europaeus (western European hedgehog), 983 nucleotides. RefSeq names its product C-C motif chemokine 13-like. Gene Ontology annotation, biological process: lymphocyte chemotaxis; inflammatory response; monocyte chemotaxis. Gene Ontology annotation, molecular function: chemokine activity; CCR chemokine receptor binding. The transcript is spliced from 3 exons. The coding region runs from base 177 to 473 and encodes 98 amino acids. The record is from RefSeq and is a predicted model, not a curated record. Gene Ontology annotation, cellular component: extracellular region. Lineage: Eukaryota; Metazoa; Chordata; Mammalia; Eulipotyphla; Erinaceidae.